Messenger RNA from Fonsecaea erecta, 1821 nucleotides. RefSeq lists its product as hypothetical. Gene Ontology annotation, molecular function: GTPase activator activity. The record is from RefSeq and is a predicted model, not a curated record. Gene Ontology annotation, biological process: activation of GTPase activity. Gene Ontology annotation, cellular component: Golgi apparatus. The coding region runs from base 1 to 1821 and encodes 606 amino acids. The transcript is spliced from 6 exons. NCBI's taxonomy places the organism in Eukaryota, Fungi, Ascomycota, Eurotiomycetes, Chaetothyriales, Herpotrichiellaceae.
AUGGCUCACAAGAAGGCGCAACCACAGGAGAUGGUCCAGGUUGAUAGAUCAGAACGACCAUCUUCGCCGUUCUGGCGAGGACGGCCAUCGACGCCUCGUCAGACCUCGGGACAAUCGACGAAGGUGUUCGGCGCCUCCUACUCCCACGCUGAUAUGUUGAAGUUCGAGUCAUUAAACCUAGGACCGCAUUUGAGGCCAAAGACACCUCCCGCGACAUCGGCCCGACCAUCCCAGACCCCUCCAUCAGAGAGGCCACACUUUCAAUCUCCGGAACGAAAACCCUACUCAGGCUACACCUCGUCCGCAUUGGGUGAGAGCUGGGACUUGGCUGGCGGAGGAGACGUGGAAGGAGAUGAUGACGAUUUAGUCUACGAGGACGAUGAAGAUGAGUUUGGGCUGCCUAGCAUUGCAAGCAUGCGUCGAAAGAGGAGUAUAAAGAAUAAGAUGCUUAAGGCCGAGCAAAUUGCGUAUCCCAGUCUAUCACAGACUACGUCUGCUCCGGCGCUGGCACCAUCCCCAUUCCCGCGUUCUGCCAGAUCCAACAGCUUCGAUAUCGCGGAAGAACGAAAUCCCCUAUCGUACCCAACCACAAAGAAGGGCGAAGGCAAGAUCUUAAGGCCUCAAUACAAGGACAUUCUGAAGGAUCCAGCAAACUCGCUUCACCUCAUCAGUUUCCCUUCCCUGCCAUUAAAUGCAACCCCGAAAGAAGCAGAGGCCCAUAGUACCCGGAUAUCACGAAUCAACAAGUUCAAGCGGAUAUUACAAGCGAGUUCUGUGUCUCUGCCAGACUUGCGAGCAGCAGCUUGGUCCGGAAUACCUGAAGAAGUACGCGCCAUUACAUGGCAACUUCUUCUUGGCCAUCUGCCUACCAACAGUGAACGACGUGUUGCAAGCCUGGAGCGGAAGCGCAAGGAGUAUCUUGAUGCCGUGCAACAAGCUUUCAGUUCGGGGACUAUGGCAAGCAGGAAUGCAUCGAGCACAGGCCUGGCGGGGCUUGCUUCGCAGCCACCCGCCAGCGCUGGUCGCGGGCGAGGAUUGGACGAGGCGAUUUGGCAUCAGAUCAGUAUUGACGUGCCUCGGACAAAUCCUCAUAUACCGCUGUAUGGGUUCGAAGCCACACAACGGUCUCUCGAACGCAUUCUCUAUGUGUGGGCUAUCCGGCAUCCAGCCAGCGGGUACGUGCAAGGAAUCAAUGAUCUAGCCACGCCCUUCUGGCAAGUCUUUCUCGGCACCUAUAUCACGGAUCUGAACAUUGAAAGUGGAAUGGAUCCUGGUCAGCUACCGAGGCCCGUUCUCGACGCGGUCGAAGCAGACACGUUUUGGUGCCUGACCAAGCUGCUGGACGGUAUCCAAGACAACUACAUUGUCGCGCAGCCCGGCAUUCAUCGUCAAGUUGCUGCUCUGCGAGAUCUGACGACAAGAAUCGAUGCAGGCCUGGCUAGGCAUUUUGAAAACGAGCACGUGGAAUACAUGCAAUUCAGUUUCAGGUGGAUGAACUGCCUCUUGAUGCGAGAAUUGAGUAUCAAGAGCGUCAUCCGCAUGUGGGAUACGUACAUGGCCGAAGAGAAUGGGUUUUCCCAGUUUCACCUCUAUGUGUGCGCGGCAUUCCUCGUCAAGUGGUCUGACAGAUUGAUGAAGAUGAACUUCCAAGAGAUCCUGAUGUUCUUGCAAGCACUGCCCACUCGCGAAUGGACUGAGAAGGAUAUUGAGCUCCUGCUGAGCGAAGCUUUUAUCUGGCAGAGCUUGUUUCGCGGCUCACGAGCGCAUCUGCGGACUCAGAAUAGCACCGUCCCGAUGGGCUCACUUGGUCCUUCCACUUGA